CUGCUGACUCCUAAACAAAACUGCCGCGUGCUGUCAGCACCUGCGGGUCUGGUGGUGCUGCUGCUGCUUUCUCCGCCGCUACUGUCCCUUGCGGGUCUCGCGCCGGGUUUUUCCGAGGGCUGAAAUAUGCCACCUACCAAGGACCCCUUCCAACUUCCCAACUAUGAAAGCGAAGACAUCUCCAGGGGCCAGUCCAGGAGUGGCCAGAAAAUUGCCUGUGCACUGCCCACCCAUUUGGGCCAACAUCAAGGCCCCUGGAAUCGACUGCAUGCCACACCUACCCUAGCAAGUACCAGGAGAGAAGUCUGGUACACAGAACCUGAGGUUUCUAGAGACAGCCUGGAUUUUAACCUCAGUUCCUUGUACAAUCACCAUAAAGACCUGCUUAAAGACAAGAGCAAGGUAGUUCUCCAUAAAGAGACCCUCUUUGAUGACCAUGGAACUUUGAAGGGUUUAGAGUUUGUAAAGGAACGCGCUGUGCCUCCAAUUCAGCCUCACACUUCGAAGGGCAUCUCUGUAAGACAUUGGGUCAAUCCAGUAAAAGAAUCAAUCGACAGCAUUGAGGGAGCAAUUGAGAGUCCGCACACUGCAGCCACCAACAGUGGAUACUCCCGCAAAGAGAACGGUGGGAUCUUCUAUCACUAAAGGUUUUGCAAGGCCAUCCUGCUUCUGUUCUUCAACCUGUAUUCAUUUUCAUCCGUGUUAAUUCUUUAGUCUCCUUUGCUUUUAGAUUCUUCUUUAAAGUCCCCAGCUUCACUGAUCUCUAGUAAGAUCACAACAAUUAAACACAAUCAUUCCCAUGCAUCUUCCCUGUUAUCUUUACAAAUGGAUGCUGUACCUCAAUAGUUGAAAGGACAAGCUAUGUAUUACCUAUCGGCUAAAUGCUAAACUUAUCAAGACUAAUAAAUCCAAAGAAUUAGUUAUGAAAGUGAGUGGUUGUGCUUCAAAAAAUACAUUUUGGAUUGAUUCA
Molecule: messenger RNA, 970 nt
Organism: Sphaerodactylus townsendi
Lineage: Eukaryota; Metazoa; Chordata; Lepidosauria; Squamata; Sphaerodactylidae
Gene: CFAP276
Product: cilia and flagella associated protein 276
Exons: 5
Coding region: 127-645 (172 amino acids)
Source: RefSeq, a predicted model, not a curated record